AUGAAGUCGAUCGCGUUGUUAGUUUUAGGUCUUGCGGCCAUGGCUGCGGCUCGACCUGAGACGGACAACUUGCAGGAUCCAGUUAUGUACAAGGAGAUUGAAGACAUUGGCAGGAACUUUAAGAUCGAAGAAAAUGUUAACCUAUUCACCGUUGGAAUGCUUCCACGUGGUGAAAUAUUUACAAUUCACAUUGAUCGGCAACUGAAGGAAGUUGUGUCAAUGUUCCACUUACUCUACUACGCGAAGGACUUUACCACCUUUAUCAAGACUGCUUGCUGGAUGCGUCUAUAUUUAAACGAAGGAAUGUUCGUCUAUGCUCUUACAGUAGCUGUAAGACAUCGUGAGGACUGCAAAGGCGUUAUUCUACCCCCACCUUAUGAGAUAUACCCAUACUACUUCGUUCGGGCUGAUGUUGUUCAAAAGGCAUAUCUACUGAAAAUGAAGAAGGGUUUACUUGAUAAUAACCUAUGUGAUUUCUAUGGAAUAAAAAAAACAGAAAAAGGUGAAUACAUUAUUGAUGAAAACAUUUUCGACCAACGUGUCAACCUAAAUGACGAAGAUGGCCUUAGAUACUUCACUGAAGACAUCGAUCUUAACACUUACUACUACUAUUUCCACGUUGAUCAUCCAUUCUGGAUGAAUGACGACAUGUUCAAUAAGUUGAAUGUAAAUAGAAGAUGGGAACAUAACCUUUACAUUAGUCAGCAAAUAUUGGCAAGAUACUACUUGGAACGUCUUUCUAAUGAUUUGGGUGAUAUUAAGACUUUGUCAUGGAAUAAACCUGUUAGAAAAGGAUACUGGCCCUGGAUGGUACUUCAUAAUGGUGUUCAACUAGCGAUGAGACCAAACAAUUAUGUUCUUGUUAACGACAAUGAUAUCAACGUCGUCCGGUUGGUGGAGGAUUAUGAAAUGGUUAUUAAGGAAGCAAUUAUUAAGGGCAAUAUCGAGAUUAAUGGUGUCCGAUUGGACUUAACUAAACCCGAAGACAUUGAAGCCCUGGGUAAGAUGGUUUUCGGUAAAAUUGACAAAAAUGAUGCCAACAAACUUCGUCUUGAUGCUUACCGCUAUCUAAUUGUUAUUAUAAAAUCCGUCUUGGGACUUAACACUUUGGACUCAGACAAAUACUUUGUAAACCCUACUGUACUCGAUACGUACCAGACUGCCUUACGUGAUCCCAUCUUCUACCAGCUACAGAAACGCCUUUGCAAUUUGCUGAUUCUCUUUAAGAGACGCCUUCCUUCCUACACAAGGGAGGAACUCUACUUCCCCGGAGUCAAGAUCGAGAAUGUUGUUGUUGAUAAAUUAGUGACUUACUUUGACGAUUACCUUAUGGAUAUGACUAACGCUGUAGUGCUCACUGAUGAAGAACUUAAAAAGACCACGUCGGAUAUGGUGUUCAUGGUACGCAAGCGUCGCCUCAAUCAUCAACCAUUCAAAGUCACCCUAGACAUUAUGUCUGAUAAGGCUGUUGAUUCUGUAGUCAGAUUGUACUUGGGUCCCAAAGAAGAUAAUUUGGGACGUUUAAUCGAUCUUAAUCGUAACCGUGUAAACUUUGUCGAGUUAGACUCCUUCUUGUACAAAUUAAACACUGGUAAGAACACGAUUAUCAGAAACUCCAUUGAUAUGCAUAACUUGGUUCGUGACCGUAUCAUGACUCGUGAUAUCUGGAAGAAGAUUGAAUCAAUCACUGACAUGAAAGACCUGCUUACCAAAGACUUAAGAAAUUACCAAACUGGAUUCCCCACAAGGCUACUACUUCCUAAAGGUCGCGUUGGCGGAAUGAACUUUAUACUGUACGCUAUUGUAACACCAUUGAAAUUAGUUGACAAUGUUGAUAUGAACAUCUUAGAUACUAACCGUCAGAAUCUAGUCGCAGAUUUCCGAUCCACAGUUCUUCUAGACAAGAUGCCUUUAGGUUUUCCAUUUGACCGUGAUAUUGAACUUACUAAGUUCUUAACACCGAACAUGAAAUUCGUCGACGUAGUUAUCUUCCACAAGAAACAAAAAGGAAUAGGCAGGACCGUCCACGCUUUCUUCAAAUGCAGCCUCAAAUCAGCAACACCAAAGAUC
This is a messenger RNA of Iphiclides podalirius (scarce swallowtail), 2070 nucleotides long. The record is from the annotation of a GenBank genome assembly. Lineage: Eukaryota; Metazoa; Arthropoda; Insecta; Lepidoptera; Papilionidae.